Messenger RNA from Drosophila grimshawi, 1525 nucleotides. Its product is annotated as arrestin domain-containing protein 2. Gene Ontology annotation, cellular component: cytoplasm. Lineage: Eukaryota; Metazoa; Arthropoda; Insecta; Diptera; Drosophilidae. Bases 135 to 1421 code for a protein of 428 amino acids. The transcript is spliced from 3 exons. The record is from RefSeq and is a predicted model, not a curated record. Gene Ontology annotation, biological process: protein transport.
AUAAUAACUAAAGGCCAACAAGCAGAAGGUUGAUAAGACCGACGGCCCAGCAGCGUUUUAUAGGCCAAACAUUGUCAACAAUUUGACAAACAGUAAACGUUCGUCUAGCGUUAAAGAUCGUUAAAAAAAAAAUAAUGAGCCAAUUUUGUGAUAUACAAUUGGAGCGGCCCAGUGGGGUCUAUCAUGCCGGCGAGACGGUCAAUGGCUAUAUCAAUCUCACACUAACGGACCGUGCGCUAAUCAAAGCCAUUUCACUGGAGUCCAAUGGAUAUGCGUGCAGCAACUGGCUGAAACCACAAAAACAAAAGAAGCAAAGGGCGAACAAUAAGCCACAAGUGCUAAAGCCAAUGAUUGCCUAUGGUCAGCGUGUGGAUUACUUUGCCAAGGUGGAUUACUUUGUGGGCUCGGAGGAGGCGUUGCCGCAGCUGAUGGCGGCGGGCACCUAUUGCUACAACUUCAGCGUGCAGCUGCCGGCAAACUGCCCCAGCAGCUAUGAGGCUGAGCACGGACACAUACGCUACACAUUGCAGCUGAUGCUGAGACGCAGCUCCGAUUUGCCGCCGGAGCCGGCGCAGAUAUGUCAAAUACAUGUGCAGCAGCGAUGGGAUCCAAACCAGGAGGCAAACAGCGGCCAGGCGCCAUGUGAGGUGACUGCGUUGGAGCAGACACCAUCGCUGAAGUUCUGGCAACGAGCGCUGCACCUACAGUUGGAUAUACCACGCAGUAGCUAUGAGCUGGGAGCUGGUAUAUCUGUGCAUGCGGAGCUACAUAAUCCGCAACAGCUGCCGCUGCAGUCGAUCAUUUACAAGCUGAAUCUGGUCAGCACAUAUGUGGGUCAUCAAUUGGAUAAGCCGAAGCGGGUCGACAGCCAAGUAGUGCGUCGCAAUCUGAUCAGCAGCAGUCAUCAGUUGCAGUCGUUGCCACGCCACGGAUUGCUUCACUUUCAGCAUCUGCACACUUUGCAUGUGCCACAUACACCACCCACUAUGGGCGCUGCUGUCUGCGGCUGCCUGCAGUUGAGCUAUGAGGUUGAGGUCGUCGUCCAAACCAAAUCCUCGGCACGAUUUAUUGCUGCCCAAAUUCCAGUCAUCAUUAGCCAGGUAACAUCUUCACACGCUGGCCCGCAAAAGGCUCGCUCGAUGUGCGAUCUGCAGGCGGUGGGCGUGUCCACUGCGCCCAGUGCACCCAGUGCGCCCAGUGCGUCCAAUGAGACACCCGAGACAACUGCCUUUUCCAGCACAGCGCCAAAUCUAUGCGCUUCCAUGUGCUGUUUGGUUUCAAAUUUUCGAGAGGCGGAGUUCAUGAAAGCCAGCAAUGUGAACAAGAAAGAUAAACAUUCGAUUUCUGGAGAACAGUUAGAUUUUAGACCACGUUAUCUCUACUAUGAAAUGGAACAUGCUGAAACCGAAAGGGUUCUCUGAAAAUACAUACAUUAACUAUUAAUUAUAAGUAUAAGUAUUAUUGCUUAGUUUUUACCUGUACCUGUGAAUAUUGAUUAUAUAUUUAUUUAAUUAAAUUUAUUGAU